UCAAUGAUGUGCGCUGUGCCGGUGUCAUACUCACAUUAUCGCAUGUUAGCAGGUUAGCACACGGACUGUAUGCAAUUGUACUCUAUCGAAGAGCACAUGAAGAUUUUUAUUGUAACAUUUAAAAUUAUUGCAUAAUAAUGGGUAACGCAAACGAAAAACCGAGCCACGUUAGUGCAGAAUCGAAGGAAGCAGGAAAAUCUGAUAAUAAACCUUUGAAACCCUGCUGUGCUUGCCCCGAGACGAAGAAGAUAAGAGACGAUUGUAUCAUUACCAAAGGCGAAGCAGAUUGCCAACAUUUAAUAGAAGCGCAUAAAGCUUGUAUGCGGACGUUAGGAUUUAACAUAUAAUACGUAUACCACGUUAACACAAAUUCUCAGGUUAUAGAAAUUUACUUUGUGCAUAAAUGAUUUAGCAUUGAUGAAAACGAUGCAAGCAUACUUAAUAUUUAAUUUAUUAUGAAAUAAAUUAUUCUUUUUGUAAUCA
Messenger RNA from Ceratina calcarata, 483 nucleotides. RefSeq names its product Cytochrome c oxidase copper chaperone COX17 (gene Cox17). The coding region runs from base 138 to 347 and encodes 69 amino acids. The record is from RefSeq and is a predicted model, not a curated record. The transcript has 2 exons. Lineage: Eukaryota; Metazoa; Arthropoda; Insecta; Hymenoptera; Apidae. Gene Ontology annotation, biological process: mitochondrial respiratory chain complex IV assembly. Gene Ontology annotation, cellular component: mitochondrial intermembrane space. Gene Ontology annotation, molecular function: copper chaperone activity; copper ion binding.